AUGGCGUCGCAAGAAGAGCUCUACGGAAGCUUGGAUCUGGACCGACACGUCCAAAACUUCAAAAACUGCCUUCGAGUUCUUCUUUCCGACGAGCGAUUGCUCCACGGUGGCAAAUCCAUCGAAACUGAAGUGAUUGACAAAUGCUCUGUCGCGUUGAACCAAAUGGUCGAACUGCACUACGACAAGCGACACUUGAAGGAUGUGCUCAGAAGAGGGCGGGAAGAAAUUGACUUUUUGAAGAACAAAGUUCGCGAUUCCAACACUCUCGUCAAUCACCUGACCAAUGUACAGGGAGUUCAUGAAGAGCGAAUUGAAGAUUUGACCACUCGACUGCGAAAGGAAAAACAAUCAAAUGUCGACAAAGAAGCCAAAAUCGUCAACAUGAACAAAAACAUCGAAAACAUCAAGGAUCAGACCAAACGCGCUGAGACUUCCUACAAGGACAAAGUCAAGUGGAUCGAAACCGACCAGAUGCGAAUCUACAAAGAUGGCCGAGCCACGCUGGAGCGAUUGGACAACGAGAAAAUUGCGCUCAAGAACGAAUUCGAAGAUGCCAAGAACUCUACCGCCGGUCUCAAGGCUGCUUUGGAAAAUGCGAGAACCAAGCUUUCGGAUGCCAUCGACGAGGAAACCCCGGCGCCCGAUGUGGAUGGAGCGCCACUUUCAAAAUCAAUCUUUACGCGUUCUUAG
This is a messenger RNA of Oikopleura dioica, 690 nucleotides long. Lineage: Eukaryota; Metazoa; Chordata; Appendicularia; Copelata; Oikopleuridae. The record is from the annotation of a GenBank genome assembly.